This is a messenger RNA of Anneissia japonica, 804 nucleotides long. RefSeq lists its product as uncharacterized. NCBI's taxonomy places the organism in Eukaryota, Metazoa, Echinodermata, Crinoidea, Comatulida, Comatulidae. The coding region runs from base 202 to 804 and encodes 200 amino acids. The transcript has 5 exons. The record is from RefSeq and is a predicted model, not a curated record.
GAAUAGCUCUUAUUUUUCCAUUCAAAGUGUCAUAGUCUUGAAGGUACCGUGGUUUGGUUUGCAGUUCACUUCAUGUUUUCAGAACAACAACUGCAUAUUUUAACGAUUCUACACGUAAUUCUACAGAAAACGUUGACAUUGUUGUUCGUGACAUGAUGAUUGAGUUAUAUGAAGCUAUUGCCUUCUAGAUGACGUACUGAUAUGAUGGUAGGCCUGUUUCUCGUAAUCGCAUGUUUAACUUUCGUACGCCUCGAAGCUGUCUUCUGGUCUUGUCCCCAAGACUGCUCCUGGAAGACUAUCAACAAUGAUACAAAGUCAUGUACGUUCGAAGAAGAAGCGUCUGGCGAAAGAGCGGUUUGUUCAAACAUAUUCGAGAGUGGCGAAAGCAGACGACAUCGAACCAAUUCCGAAGUAAAUAUACAAAAUAUCACCCGGUUCAUUAGUUUGAAUAAAAAUGCUGAGAAAAUCAUUGGUCUGAAUAUAUCAUUUCAACUUCCAACAGAUGCGGAGAAAAACGAGUAUCGUGGAAUAUUGAUUAAAUUAACAUCUAAGCAAAACACACAUUGCUUCUACAUAAACUUCAACGAACCUCUUAAAAUCUACGAUAUUCUGAUUAUGAAGACAUUCGAGGCAGUUUCGAUGUCAUUUCAUUUUGACUGCAUUCGUGGAUUUCUCCCAGGACAGACUUACAAGGUAGCCGUUAUAAUGAUGGCGCAGGAUUCCAUUAGCAAAGAAGUUGAAAAGACUGUUACAAUUCCAUGUAAGUCACAGUUAUACUUUAGCAGCCACACACGCCAGCAGUGA